Triticum dicoccoides is the source of this 366-nucleotide messenger RNA. Its product is annotated as protein NRT1/ PTR FAMILY 8.3-like. The transcript has a single exon. Bases 1 to 366 code for a protein of 121 amino acids. The record is from RefSeq and is a predicted model, not a curated record. Gene Ontology annotation, biological process: transmembrane transport. Lineage: Eukaryota; Viridiplantae; Streptophyta; Magnoliopsida; Poales; Poaceae. Gene Ontology annotation, molecular function: transmembrane transporter activity. Gene Ontology annotation, cellular component: membrane.
AUGGCGUACGCCGCGUUGAUCGAGACGAGGCGUCUGGCAGCUGUGCCAGAGACGUUGAUGAGCAUCAUGUGGCCGGCGCCGUGCUACUUCGUGCUGGGCGCGGCCGAGGUGUUCACCAGCAUCGGCAUGCUCGAGUUCUUCUACGACCAGUCCCCAGGGUCCAUGAAGAGCCUGGGCGCGGAGCUUGCGCAGCUCGCCAUCGCUGGCGGCAGCCACCUCAACUCCGCCCUUCUCGGCGCCGUCGCAUCGGCCAUGGGGUGGAUCCCGGACAACCUCGACCAAGGCCACCUCGACUACUUCUACUGGUUCAUGGCUGCUCUUAGCGCGCUCAACCUGUUGCAGUUCGUCUACUGCUCAACCAGAUAG